Funneliformis geosporum is the source of this 155-nucleotide messenger RNA. Lineage: Eukaryota; Fungi; Glomeromycota; Glomeromycetes; Glomerales; Glomeraceae. The record is from the annotation of a GenBank genome assembly.
AUAUAGAAAUUGAUUCAGUGGACUCUGAAGAUUUUUGUGGAGCUAGCUUUGAAGAUGCAGUAAAUGAUAUAAUUGAAAAAUAUAUUUCACAAUGGCCUAAUGAUACUUAUCAAGAAUUUACAGAAUUAUGUAUCAAAUACGAACUAUCAAACUAA